AUGGCAUCCAAAAACACAGGGAAAACCGUCAAGGGCGGGGAAAAAGGGAAAACGAAGCAGGGUUCAGUGGAGAAGUCCAGUGAUGCAGGAGAGAAGCAAAGCAAUACACGCCAUGACGUUGUUGUCAACGAAAGAGAGAAAAAGAAGCAGACUUUCAUUGUUCGUACGAUUUGGACGUUGAUUAUGGUGUCUUCCUUUCUAGCUAUCCUAGCAGCCGGCCAAUUUUGGACCAUUAUUGGGGUGCUACUGUUACAGAUUGGAGUUUUCAGGGAAUGUAUUAAUAUCACCACACAGAGGGCCAAGAUUGAAGAGCUACGUUAUACGAACGAACUCAACUGGUGGUUUCUCAUCACGACCAUUUUUUAUUUGGACGGUAGAAACCUCAUUAAGAACUACUUGACCAAUUUUGUUGUCUCCGAUUAUACGAGCGUCAUUGCAAUCAAGUUGGUGUUGCAUCAUAAAUUCAUUUGCUAUAUUAUGUAUGUUAUUGGUUUUGUGGGCUUUGUGGCGUCUCUUAGGAAGGGCUCUUUGAAAUUCCAAUUUGCGCAGCUUUGUGUCACCCACAUGACUCUACUCUUAAUCAUCUUACAAGGCCACUGUAUUAUUAACAACAUCCUCCAUGGAAUGUUUUGGUUUGUGGUUCCAGCCGGUUUGGUCAUCAUCAAUGACAUCUUUGCCUACUUAUGCGGUAUUACGUUUGGUAAGACCCAAUUGAUUUCAAUCUCUCCUAAAAAAACAGUUGAAGGCUUUGUAGGUGCUUGGAUUUGUACUACAAUUUCCUCAUUUGCAUUGGUUUAUGCAUUCUCAAGCAUGAAUUAUUUCAUUUGUCCAGUGAGUGAUAAUUUCUAUUCUAAUAUUUUUUCUCACAUUGAAUGUGAUCCGAACUCUGUCUUUAUUCCACAGGUUUACAGGUUACCUACCUUCCUGAUUGAUAUUUUGCACAAAGAAUACAUCCAAGUCAAACCAGUCUACUUCCAUAGCAUGGUCAUUGCUACCUUUGCCUCUUUGAUUGCUCCAUUUGGUGGAUUUUUCGCUUCCGGAUUGAAGAGAGCCUUUAAAAUCAAAGAUUUUGGGGACACAAUUCCAGGCCAUGGCGGUAUCACAGAUCGAAUGGAUUGUCAAUUUUUGAUGGGAUCAUUCUCAUACCUAUAUUAUGAAACAUUUAUCUCUAGCCAUUAUCUCACUUUGGGAAAGAUCCUUCAAACAGUUAUCAUCAAUUUGGAACCUGCAGAAAUCAUCCUUUUGAUAAAGAGCCUAAUGUCUUAUUUGUUUAAGAGCGGAAUUGUUGAUGAAACUACCUACACCAAGGUGGUAAAUGCAUUCUAA
This is a messenger RNA of Pichia kudriavzevii, 1326 nucleotides long. RefSeq lists its product as uncharacterized. Gene Ontology annotation, cellular component: endoplasmic reticulum membrane. NCBI's taxonomy places the organism in Eukaryota, Fungi, Ascomycota, Pichiomycetes, Pichiales, Pichiaceae. Bases 1 to 1326 code for a protein of 441 amino acids. The transcript has a single exon. The record is from RefSeq and is a predicted model, not a curated record. Gene Ontology annotation, molecular function: phosphatidate cytidylyltransferase activity.